GGGUGAGAACAUGUCUCUGAAAAUAGGAAACCAUUUUUAUCUUUUUCCAGAGAGCGCCAAAAUAAAUAAAUAAAUUAUUAUGAUAUUGUUGUCACUACGCGUUAAAAAUGGAAACACAGUGACAGGGCCAACAACUAGCACACCCAGAUUAGCCACCACUGACACUCGUCCUCAUCAUCCGCCAUCAUGUGCGUCACUCAUCGUCAUUCUUCAGUUCUCAUUCCCCAUUCUCCAUUCUCGAAUCACUAAACUACACCCCAAAGUAUAUAAAAGUCCCAUCCUAUAAAACCUCUAUUUGACCCAACCAUUUUAUUUUAUUUCACAGAAUUUUAUUAUUAUUAUUGUUUCUUUUUCAGAAAUUCUCUCCCCCUCGUCAACAGGGCCGAGCAUGGAAAAAACUUUUUAACUCCUAACUCUUAAAACGCAAAGCACUUUUUUUUUUUUUUUUUUUUUUAAAAAGGGAAAUUCCUGAAACCCUAAAUUUUUCUGUCCAUUUCUUGCCAACGAAGUAUCGAAUAUUGCCGAUUUGCAUUAAUGUGUUUUCUGGAUAACGAUUGAUUGAGUAGAUACAGCAUAGAAUCUAUUACUAUAACCUUUUUUGGAAGAUUUAUAAUUUUGACACGGUUUCAUGAUAUUGAUGAAGAAAGUGCUGCUUCAUCAGUGGCAGAGGAUUUUAAUCCUCUCCUUGCUCUGUUUUACUGUCUUCUCUCCACUCUUAUUUGUUUCCACUAGGCUCAGAAAUUUUACUCCAGAUGGGAAGCAAGAGUUUGCUGAUGACUUGUCUACUUUUGUGCACAAGUAUAAGACAGAUACUGUAAUACUUAACGCGAUUGAACAGGAAGAAGGUGAAGAAUUGAAAGGUCCAAAACUGCAUAUUUACGAGGAGAAAGAUUUCGGUUCUGCAGUUACUUAUAGUUCUGCUGAUGGCAAUAAGGAUUCUGAGCAUUCUGAAAUCACUGAAGAGAUAAUUCGUAAUUCUGAGCAUUCUGAAAAUACUGGAGAGUCAAUUCAUGAUUUAGAAAAAUCUGAAAGUGCUGAAAAUAUCACUUUUCCUCUGAAAAGCAAUGGAACUAGCCAUGAAUUGAAAGAAAAAGAUAACCAUAUUCAGCAGGAAAUAGUAUUAACCAAGACAGAUGAUCAGUGGCGAUCCAAUCAAACAACAGUUCAUCGUUAUCAGAAUGUGCGUACUCCAACACGGAGAGAUAGAGAUGAGAAAGUAAAGGAGAUGAAAGAUCAGCUGAUUAGAGCCAAAGCAUACUUGAGUUUUGCACCGCCAGGCAGUAAUUCUCACUUAGUAAAAGAGUUGAGGUUGCGUAUGAAAGAAUUAGAACGGGCUAUGGGUGAAGCCAGGAAGAACUCAGAUUUGUCAAGGAGUGCACUACAGAAAAUGAAAUCUAUGGAGACUACCCUGUCCAAAGCAAAUCGUGUCUACCCUCAUUGCUCUGACAUGGUCGCAAAGCUCCGUGCCAUGAAUUACAAUGCUGAAGAACAAGUUCGAGCACAGAAGAAUCAAAAUACAUUUCUGAUUAACCUUGCUGCUAGGACUACACCAAAAGGCCUCCACUGCCUAUCUAUGCAGCUGACAGCUAAAUAUUUUGACCUGCCACCAGGGAAGAGGCUAUUUCCUAACCAACAAAGGGUGCAUGAUCCAGAUCUUCAUCAUUAUGCUGUUUUCUCUGACAAUAUUCUGGCAUGUGCAGUGGUCGUUAAUUCCACAGUCUCCUCUGCCAAGGAUGCAGAGAGUAUAAUUUUUCAUGUAGUGACUGAUUCUCUCAACCUCCCAGCCAUCUCAAUGUGGUUCUUACUGAACCCUCCCAGCAAAGCUACAAUUCAGAUCCAGAGCAUAGACAACUUUGGAUGGUUGUCAACCAAGUAUAGUUCAACAGUAAAGCAGCAAAAUUCACAUGAUCCAAGUUAUGUUUCUGCUUUGAACCAUCUUCGUUUCUAUCUACCAGAUCUCUUCCCUCUGCUGAAUAAGAUUGUGCUGUUUGACCAUGAUGUGGUGGUGCAAAAGGACCUAACUGGACUUUGGAGUCUUGAUAUGAAUGGAAAAGUAAAUGGAGCAGUAGAGACUUGCCAGGAAAGUGAUACUUCAUAUCGCCAGAUGGAUAUGUUCAUCAAUUUCUCAGAUCCAUUUGUGACAAAGAGGUUUGAUGCCAAUGCAUGCACAUGGGCAUUUGGGAUGAAUUUAUUUGAUCUGAAAGAAUGGAGGAGACAGAACUUAACUGCUCUCUACCAUAAAUAUUUGCAAGAGGGCUACAAAAGGCCAUUGUGGAAGGCUGGGAGCUUACCAGUGGGUUGGGCAACCUUUUAUAAUCAGACGGUUGCUUUGGACAAGAGAUGGCAUAGAUUAGGGCUUGGUUAUGAAUCAGAUGUUGGACAGGAUGACAUUAACCAAGCAGCAGUCUUACACUAUGACGGAGUCAUGAAACCAUGGAUGGAUAUUGGUGUUGGAAAUUACAAGACUUACUGGAGCAAACAUGUGAACUAUGAUCUUUCGUACUUACAGCAAUGUAAUAUCCAUUCAUGACUGGAAUCAGAGGGGGCAAGUCGUUCUAUGAGCUCAGAAAACAUCAUUCAUUACUUCCUUUUAUAGGAAAACUAACGUGUUCGCUUGAUUCUUUGAGAAUUUUCUCCUGUAAAUCUCAUCCCAUUUUUUCUCUCCCAAAGCCGGCUGUAAUUUCUGAGUAGAUGAGUCAAGUUAUGAAAUAAGGGUGUCACUUGUAGUUAGUGUGUAGUGUACAUAACUCAGUUCAGGCAUUUUGGUUUAGAUUUAACAUCUUACAUUUUAAAAGAAGAUUCACUAUAGUAAAUGGUAUCGCUCUUUUCAAACUAUAGUUCUUUCUCCUGCUUUUAGAUUUCGUGGAUGAAAAGUCCCAUGGUUCUCUAAGGAUUGUGCAAUUAUUUACGUGAUGUUGGACGUUGUGUUUUGUGCUGUUUAGUUGAGGUGUCAGUGGAAUUCCCCCUUGAAUAUUCGCUUUCCCAAUUGAAUAAAAAGAAAUUUUAAUGGGUCUGAAGAUUUCCCUUGCGCAGAA
Messenger RNA from Ricinus communis (castor bean), 3035 nucleotides. RefSeq names its product probable galacturonosyltransferase 6. The transcript has 9 exons. Gene Ontology annotation, molecular function: polygalacturonate 4-alpha-galacturonosyltransferase activity. The record is from RefSeq and is a predicted model, not a curated record. The coding region runs from base 629 to 2530 and encodes 633 amino acids. Lineage: Eukaryota; Viridiplantae; Streptophyta; Magnoliopsida; Malpighiales; Euphorbiaceae.